AUGCACGACGCCGCUCCAAAGAGCCGUGCUUUUCCCGUACCAGAGAACCUCACGUUUGACCUGAUAGGCCAGCCGUUUGUACAGUCGCUUUUAUCUCCGACCUCACACGCUCAACGGCCGCCAUUCUCAGAACCGCCACCGUCGGUUUUAGUACCGUUUAGCCACGAACCGCUGAUGUCAGCACCGUCCGUAGGCCGUUUCUCAGUGCGUGGCUCAGGGUCGCAAUUGGAGCGUCGCUUAGACGCCCAGUCUCUAUUACCGGCUGAGAAUAAUGGGCUGGAAUCGAGACCGUUUUCUCAAGGACCGCUCUUCGCGCCGUCGCCAACGGGACCGUCGUUAGGACGAUCCGUAGGCACCCAUGGUUUUCCUCCAAGGUACCGACUCGGGUCAUCCGAAGCCGUUGGGUCUGUAACUGCUAUAACGAUUUCGACUGCAGCAGCUGACGUGGCGUCUUCUGACGUGGUGGCGCCGUCCUGGCCAAUGGGCGUGCCCCGUACAAUGCUAUGGAGUAACCCGUCUCAGUUGGGACCAAUCACGGGGAUCGAACCGCAACCGCUUCAGCAAACUGCUACAGACGCGCGCGCAGAGGCUUCGCGGGACGCAGCGUUCCCGACGGGCGAACGGGGACAGGAGCCCGCGCACCCGUAUCUCAGCGCGUGGGCGCCUUUGGUUGAGCGGAGCGGAAGUCACGGGCGUGAGGGCAGCGGAAGCCGCGGACGGGAUAGUGGCGGAAGCCGCGGAAGCCCAGCAACUUCCCGACUGCUUCCGCUCUUCCCCCUUUCAUCUCCCGCCACGGGUUCCACGCCCCCCCUUCCCGCUUUCCCCGCAGCCCCCGCUGGCGCGGCGUCUGCAGCAGCGCCUGACGCGCUGAAAGCGCCGAUGGCGCUAGGGGGUAUCCCCCCGGGCUGGGAGGACUGGGCGGCGAUAGCCCUGAUGGCGGAAAUGGCUGGGGGGAUUGGCAGCGCGCCCGUAACACCCGCCUUUCCCGCGCAACCGCACCUUGUGUCGGGCUCGUCAGCGCGCAAAAGCGGAGCGGCGGCGGAUGAGUCCGCGCGGAACGCGCAGCGUCGGCGGGGUGGGCGGGCUGGUGGCGGAGAGCCCUACGACUUGUGGCAAGGCCCGGCGGUUCUUACAGGGGGAGGUGGUGGCAUGGGUGGAAGGGCGCUGAUGGAUGGGGAUGGGCAUGGGCGCGCGGGUGUUUGGGGGAGCGCCUGGGGAGGAGAAGGGGGAGGAGCGCCUGCGGGUGAAAGAGUAGCAGGCAGAAUUGCGGAAGCCGGGGGGAGGAGGGAGGCUAGUAGAGACCCAAGCACAGGGAAGAUUCCUACUCACCCAAGCAGGACGAGUGAUCACGUGCUAGGGUCGAAAAAACAGUCCAGCAGCAGUGCGUUUAGUCAAAGCAGCAGGAAGCGGCAGUUGGAGGAGCAGGGCGAGCAGGGGGCGGAGUUGCAGGGUCAAAAGUCGCCUGAGUCACGCGUGGAGCAUAGUAAAAGACCUGCGGGGACUCCGCCUGGGGUGACCCUUUCCGCGGGGACUCCUCCUGCGGGGACCCCUCUCCCAAGAACUCCGCCUGGGGGACUGGCGUGGCGGCUUGAGGUGCCUGUGUUGUGCGGGUGGCAGGCGUUUGGCGAGGAUGCAGAGGGAGAGGGAGAAGAACGCGGGUGCACAGGUGGGGCAGGAGACGUAGGUGGGGCAUGUGGAGGGGCAGAGGCGGGGGCAGGGGCGGGGACAGGGGCGGGGACAGGGGCGGGGGCAGGGGCAGGAAUGGGACCAGGGACGGGGAGGGGGAUGAUAGGAAGAGACACGGAGUCUGGGAGCGGGGGCCAGGCAGGUGGUUACAGGGAGAAGUUCUGUGUUGUGGAGAUGGAGGGAGGUUUGAGUGGGGAGAAAAAGAGCAGUGGUUGUGCGAACGUGGGGGAGGGUGAGAAAGGGGAGAGUGCGAAGGGGGAGAGUGUGAAGAGGGAGGCAGGAGGCGAGUGGGACGCGUUUGUGCUUGAGAUGACACGUGACGCCUCUCUCCCAAGAUUCGUUGCAUCUGGACAGAUCCUGAGUUCACAUGGUCCUGAUUUGCGAACCACCGUUGCUCUCGCUACUCCUCCAACUCCUUCCUCUCCUGCUCCCGCCCUGCCCACUACCACCACCACUACGAAACCCGACUUGCCUCGUCCUACCGACCCGACUCCUGCUAUCCAACCGGCACACAGCACCCAUCUGAACCGUUCUGUCAGCCGACCAGGCGGCUCGCAAGCAGGCUUAGCGCGGCAGCAGAGGAAGGCAGUUGGCGGGUCGUUUGGAGGGUGGGUCAGGGCUGUAAGCCAGGCAAGAUCGGUGGGUCAGCAACAGAGAGUUGGUCAGGCAAGGGAAGGGGACCAACCAAGGGUCGUAAAGCAGCAAAAAACUAUGGUGUUUGAAGCGCCUAUGCGCGACGCUGCUGGUACUGGUGCUGGAUUAGUCGCUGAGGGAAAUACCAAGAGGCUCAAACUUGCAGUGGCAGAAGCAGAGGAGGUACGGAGAAGAGCGCGUGAUGGUGACGGCAGUGGUGCUUCCGGCGCUCGCCUUGGCUUUGCUGCAAGUCCUGUUGGCUGUGAUGGCAGUGGUGCCACUGCUGGCAAUGCUGGCUGUGGUGGCAGUGCCGCUGCUGCAUGCCAUAUGACAGCUGCAAGUGCUGCGGCUGCUUCUGCUGCUGCUGGUAGUGCUGCUUCUGCUGCUGCUGCCGUUGCUCCAUCUGAGUGCCUUGCGAUUGCCCAUUCUGCAGCACUGCCUGCGUUUCUGCCUUGUUUGGUUGAGCCCAGUAACCACAUUGACACCAGAGGAUCCAGUCAGCCUAACGACGAGCCUAUGGAACCCGUGGCACCUGUUUCUCCUCUCUUUCCUGUCCCUCCUGCUCCUCCUGUUUCUCCUGUCCCUCCUGCUUCUCCUGUUUCUCCUGUCCCUCCUGCCCCUCCUGUUUCUCCUAUCCCUCCUAUCCCUUCAGUAUCUCCUGUCCCUCCUGUCCCUCCUUUUUCACCUGUUGCACCCGCUGCACCUUAUGCUGCCCCUUCUCCUGCCGCUCGUGUUGUGUCUGCUGACCAGCCUGGUGGUGCUUCAGGUGGAAUCGCAGGUGGUGCUUCCGGUGGAAUCACAGGCGGUGUUGCAGCUGGAUCGUCAGGUGGCAUUCGUGGUGGUGUUUCAGGCGUUUUGGGUGGCGGCAGCGGUUUAGGUGGCAGCGGCCUGGGUGGCAGUGGUUUGGGCGGCAGCGGUUUGGGCGGCAGUGGCCUGGGAGUGGUGACAGAGCAGGGCACGGACGAUCAGCAGAUAGAGCCUCCCCCUGCUGUUGCUGCUGCUGCUGCUGCUGCUGUGGAAGGGGCAGGGAACGGGGACGCUGAGGAGGGAAUGGGGGUGAGAAGUGGUGGAGGCGGGGGAAGGGAAACAGCAGCAGCCACACUGCAACCAGAGCAAGGCUUCCAUCCCUGUGGCCCUCUUGCUUGGCCAUCAGGUUCGGCACCAGCUUCGGUGCAUGACUGGGCAUGGCUGCUCGCAGCUAGGCAGCCGGCUCGGACGCCCGAGGCUCGGCAGCAGGCUCGGCAGCAGAGGGUUCAAGGUGGGGAGAUACGGGAGUGGGAGGUGAGGGAUGGAGAGGAAGUGGGGAAGGAAGGAGGGGCAGGUGUGGGGGAUGGAGGAGGAGAGGCAAAGGAGCAAGGAGGGGAAGGUGUGGGAGAAAGAGGAGAUGGGGUAGGAGAAAGAGGAGGAGAGGCGGGGCUGCCUGGUGUGAUAUUGGAGGCAGUGGAAGGGGCUCGCCUGUCCAGGAGAGACUUCCAGAGGUGGCAGGCGCAGGGCGAGCUGUCAGCACAAGCAACGGGGUGCUUUCUGCGGCUGCGGCUGGGCAGGAAGGGCGAGCAUAUGGGCGGCACGGGGUACUGCAUGGGACGAAUCACAGCUAUUGCCAGCAUGAGCAAGAAACCACCCACAGGAGGCACAGGAGCGGGAGAGGGGGAUGGUGCAGGGGCAGCCAAAGGAGGGCCAGCAGGGCCGGCAGCACUGGAUGUGGAGCUGUCGUCGUGUGUGGACUCUUCGCCGCUUGCGCUUGUGGUGGACCUGGGUGAUCGAGAGUACACUGUGGACGGCCAAUUCCUCUCCAAUAAGCCAUUUCUCGAGGUGGAGGUUUCUGAUUGGUGCGAGAAGAUGUGGAGGCGCGGAGGGAGUGCUCUCCUUGCCUCAGUGCUGUCACACGAGCUUCUACAGUCCAAAUUGAAUGAACGGAGGUCGUGGAAGUGA
Messenger RNA from Closterium sp. Yama58-4, 4251 nucleotides. Lineage: Eukaryota; Viridiplantae; Streptophyta; Zygnematophyceae; Desmidiales; Closteriaceae. The record is from the annotation of a GenBank genome assembly.